UUAGCACACGGCUGGUCAGAAACUUUUUACGCCCUUUAUCUUCUGUGUAGGCCAAAAUAAAUAAUUUACAAACCAGUGCCACUAUUGUUGUAUAUCUCCGUAUAUCAUUACGUCUCACACUUUAGUGCACUAGAACGAUUACACUGUUGCGCUCAUAAUGAUUUCGUUUACUCCCAAUAGAGAUCAUGUUAGCAGAUAAGCAUUAUGUAUUUAACGACUGCUAUCACAGCCUGCCACCGUAGUGUAGAGUUGCAGGGGGUGGUCGCACACAAGCCAAGAUUUUGCGUGUUCUAUACGCUACCGUGGUGCAGACAACAGACGGGAAGCGGCCAACCCUUCUUAGAAAGACUAUUGCAUGAUUUGUGUGACAUGCACGAUAAUUUCACGUUUCGCGCUCUCGCACCACGUGUCGGGUGGAGUUCAGUGUACACAGUGUCCUACAACCUGUUCGACGAACGCAAACAUCGACCUUCGUGCGGCCAUUGGGCUGUUGUAGGUACAUAACGAUGUCAUACUACUGACUAGGAUGAAUAAACAAACGUCGCCAUGAAUCAACCGCCGCGGCUGGACUUCGGCGCAGUAUUGAAUUUACCGUGGGACCAUGAAGAGACAGUAAAUCAAUAUCUCCGCCGUGAGUGACUUUCAUACAAAUGGAUAUGUGAAGAAAAAAAACGUGUUAACAAAAUGUCAUGGGAUGCUCCUCUUCAAGUACGGCAAUAGAAGAAGAUAUCGGUACUCCUGAGCGGCAUGCUGCCAGAAACCGUUUAGGAUUUUCGGAAGUAGCCUUCGAAUUGCAGGAUAGUGUUGCGAAGAUUGACGAAAUUAUCUCCCAAGCAUAUCAACGAUUGGACGAACAGAUAUGCGCGCUUGAAAGUGCUUGUCCCGGACCACGGUUGUUGACGGCGGAAGCCUGGGUGGAUCAUCUGCAAACAAAUAUCGUGCGAUCAAAUGUUCAGGAUGAAAUUUUUCUACCCACAAAUAAACUGGCACUCGAAGUAAAAGUUAUCGGCAUUCCGAAUGGUAUACCGAAUGGAUCUUCCAGUCCGACUGAGUUGCAAUGUGCUACCGACGGGGAUGCCAGAGACGAUAUCGCCAAGGUUCGUCGUCUAGCCCUAAAGAUGGGCAUUGCCCUGGAUCCGACGAAAGCAGCCCUGCAGGAGGAGUUCAUUGCACGUGUGUCACGUUCGGCAAUGGAGUUCGAAGCGGAGAGCUUCACUGCGGACAUGAUUGAGCAUGGACAACUUCGGGCGCUAAAAUUACGCCAAAGUUUCAACCAGCUUAAGGCACUAUAUAUCGAACUGGACAGUCUGAUUGCAUCCGUAAACAAUGGAACCUACAGCUCGCUAAUGGAGCAGCAACUGGAUGGUGAGUUAGAAAUUGCCCGUGAGGUACGUGAUCGUUUGGGAGGUGUUUCCGAGCAAUGGCGAACGACCAACCUAAUGAUGAGAGCUUCUGUCAAAGGGAUGCAGCAAGCAGUUGAAUUUUGGAAUUAUGUUGGAAAAUCUCACCAGGCAGCAGAAAAAAUUGGUUUUGCAUUGGACUGUAGAACCGCUUGUCAUGGUUCUCUGAUGUCUUUGGAAGCAGCGUUAGCGGCUCUGCCGCAGGUGGAGAUUCCUUUUAUUACCUUUAGACAACAAUCGGCAGUAAAGCAUGCUCUAAUAUAUAUGCUAACGGAUAUGGCAAAUCCGUCACGAUAUCAACACACGAAACUUGUUUUGGAGGGAUUUUUAUGCAACUUGGAGAAGUCAGUCCGAUGGGUUUACGAAACCUACCGAGCAACUUUAAAAAAGGAUCUUAGCGAAGCCGAUCAGUCAGUAACGUUGAUAGCUACAAAGCUUCGCGAGUUAAGAAAACAAUACAUUAGCCAACGAAUGGGACCUAAGAUUUAUGUGCGACCUGUUUUACGAAAAUUGAAUGAACGAUGA
Molecule: messenger RNA, 1925 nt
Organism: Sabethes cyaneus
Lineage: Eukaryota; Metazoa; Arthropoda; Insecta; Diptera; Culicidae
Gene: synr
Exons: 3
Coding region: 690-1925 (411 amino acids)
Source: RefSeq, a predicted model, not a curated record